AUGGAUAUUAAAACUAAAAAAGUUUCUUUAAAAAACUCAAAACAAAUUGAGUAUUAUUUGAAUGAAGAUCUAACAGAUGAAGAUCCAAUAAAAAUACCAACAGAUGCGUUUCUUCCUCAAGUUGGAGAUAUAUUUGAAGGAGAUAUUGUUAUGGACAACGUCUUAAGAUCAGCAAUACUGGCUACAAAUACAAAAAAAAGCGUGAUUUCAUCAUCAAUGGAAAACGGCCCAAAUCGUUGGCCAAACGCUGUAAUUCCAUAUGACUUUGAUAGUACUUUGCUACCGACCAUUAAAGAAGGAAUUUUGUAUGCUAUUGCAGAACUUGAUAAGUUUACUUGUGUAAGAUUUGUUCCUAGAAACCUUGAAUAUGAUAAUGAUUUUGUUCGAUUCACUUCAACUAAAGAAGGAUGCAGUUCUUCAGUUGGUCGACAAGGUGGAAUGCAAUACGUUCAACUUGGAAACGGCUGUCAGCGUAUAGGCACAGUUCUUCAUGAGAUGAUGCAUGCAAUUGGAUUUAUACAUGAACAGUCAAGAUCAGACCGUAAUAAUUACGUCGACGUGAAGUUUGAUAACAUUAUUACAAGUUUAAUUGGCAACUUCUACAUGUAUUCGUUUGGAAAUAUCAAUAACUUAAAUGUUCCUUAUAAUUAUUGGAGCGUUAUGCAUUACAGCAACGAUGCUUUUUCCAAAAAUGGUAAAGAUACUUUAGUUGCAAAAGUAGACCAGGGUUUAAAGUUUGGGCAGAGGACUCAAUUAUCACAUCUAGAUGUUCAACAAAUCAACCGAUUGUACCCGUGUCCACAUCCUAAAGUUAAUCACUAUGACGUGGAUUAUCUAAUACAAGAUAUGACACCCGAUGUUGUUAAAAAUAAUAAUAAACAGGUUUAAGCUAAUAUAAUCAGAUUAAGAUUGUAACAUAUAACAGAAAUAACUUGUACAAAAAAAAAGAAAAUUAAUUAAUUAAUUAUCAUAAUUAUGUAAUUAUAAUUUGAUAAAUG
Hydra vulgaris (swiftwater hydra) is the source of this 998-nucleotide messenger RNA. The record is from RefSeq and is a predicted model, not a curated record. Lineage: Eukaryota; Metazoa; Cnidaria; Hydrozoa; Anthoathecata; Hydridae.